This is a messenger RNA of Klebsormidium nitens, 2272 nucleotides long. The record is from the annotation of a GenBank genome assembly. NCBI's taxonomy places the organism in Eukaryota, Viridiplantae, Streptophyta, Klebsormidiophyceae, Klebsormidiales, Klebsormidiaceae.
GUGAACAACCUAGCCGGCCGGCCGGCGCAGGCUCCGAUAGAGUCGGCGACGGUCGGCCCGGGAGUCCUGGAUCAGCGCGCGCUAGUGCUGGGCCCUGGCGCUACUAAGACUCAGCCUAGCUAGAGGCUAGAGUACGUCUGCACAAGCGAUGGCAGGAAGCCAUAUUGUGUUCCGUCGGCGUAGGCUUUGAGCUGUAGGUAUUCUGUGCAAGCACAAAGGAUCAGAAUCCAGCUGAUACCAGCUGUGGUGAGGACGCCUGCAUCGCGCACUGAUUUGCAGAGUCCAACCCACGCAGGGUCCAGGCGAUUUGCCUGCUCGGAGUGCUGGUGUCGCAGGGGUAAGCAACAAAUCAAUAGAAAGGGUAAUUCUCGAAGAAUGAUGCCCGUGUUGGGGACCAUUGUGGAGAUUGCGGGGCGCUGCCUCCUGCAGACCGUGUUCUUCAUCUACCCCGUGAUGCUGAUUGACAAGUACGUGGACAAGAAGAUCUUUGAGAAGGCGGCGCGCAGGCUGGAGGACCUGCCGGAAGUGGACCUCUCUGAUGCGGAGCAGCUCCUCGAGGUGCUGCAGGCCAAGUUGUUGGAGGGGAGGCUGAACCCGAAGGACGCCCAGCUCGCGUCGCUGGCGUUUCUAAGGCACCUCUCGGCACCGCAUUCUCCGAGCAACUUCAUUGGGGAGGUCGCCGGCGACCGGCCUCCAGCCCUGCUUCUGGCCCCCGUUGCUGGCCGGCUUAGCGUUCCGAGCACUUUGUUAUGCAACGUGGCACUAGGAGAGGACGGCACAGUCUGGUGGCAAGAGCUGGACGAGGGGAGGGGGGAGGUCCCACGACACUUCAACUACGCCCGUGGAUCGAAGGAGGGCAUCAGGCGGUCGCUGCGGGGCGAGAUCGGACGGCUGGGACGCGACCUGACGGAGUACAAAUGGAUGCUUGUCCGCUUUGCGCUCAUUCAGGGGCUCGACAUCCUGCUGACGACCGUCGUGCGACGCUGGCUUCUGAAGCGUCAGUGGCUGGCGGCCCUGCGCGCGCAGCGGGGCGCGCCCGCGGCCGACCGCCCCGUCGAGAUCGGGCUCGUACAAGGCACGGGUAUGGUGGUCCCUCUCAACCGGCGCGCGCUUUGGGAAGAUAACGGACAGCUGUGGACAACGGAUGUAGCCGGCAAGAUCGUUCCGUACAUUCCGGUUCCGGAGGACAACCUUCCGAGAGGGGUGGAAGAGGACGGGGAGGAGACUGGGGUCGAGGGCGAGGAACUAGAUCGGAAUAUCGCGUGCACGAUUUGUUGGGCGCGCGUGCGGCGCGCCGCGUUUUUGGAUUGCGGGCACCGGGUGUGCUGCGCCGGGUGUGCGCGGCGGGUGGCGAAGGGGCCGGGGAGGAAGUGCCCCAUGUGCUCGCAGCCCAUCAAGCGGGUCGUUCGUAUAUACGACUCAUGACCAAGAGUCGUCGUAAAAACUUCGAGAGUUUGUGAAUAAUCUGGAAGUUGUAGGUAGACUGGACUGCACAGGUGUCUGAUUGAGGGUUUCUGAAAAUUGAAAAUGCAAAAUACGCAUUACAGGGGGGUGCUUUUCUGCUCUCACUAACGGUGACCUAAUAGGGUCGCCUUUGUCAAAGCGCAAAUGUUUCAGCAACACUCAGUGUACUUUAUGGGACUAUGUAGAUUAGGUGGAGAAUACUGGAGGGCCGCUCCUGUAAGAAGCUGGGCUCGUUCCCCAGCGACUGUGUCGCAGGACAGCUGUACGUCAGCUGGAUUCUUCUUGGUGGUUUGACUGCUGGUAUGAUAACGUUUAAUUGCAGGGUUGACUGAUUUCUGUAUUGCAAUUGAGUUGAGGGACUUUUUUCCUGCAGCUAUCACUCAACCAUACAACACUUUUCAGCUAGCUAGGUUCGACAAAGAGUGCCCGGAACUGUCACUCUUGAACAUGUACAGAGACGUGGAGAUUUCUAGCCUAAACUAAGUCCCUGUGGCGACAUUUUGUGAUGGAUUAGGCCGCCGCCGGGCAUACAAGCAAUCUAUACUGCAUAAAUAUUCGUAGCUUCAAGUUGCACAGGCAUGCCAGUACAUUCGCUGUAGAACCACGUGUUGGGCUCGAUGUGACUUCUGAGCAGGACAUAGAAGACUCAGCCUGUGACUAGCUUGGGUAGCAACUCACCUGGCAAUACUCAAGCAGAUAGCUAGCUGUUAUCUUUCGUGCAUGGGAGCUCACGUACCAUGAUUAAGCAUCAAUCUUGAAAACCAUUUACGCCACGCUCAGUAUACACGGACUCGCCUUUAUACAGCCU